Molecule: messenger RNA, 889 nt
Organism: Pecten maximus
Lineage: Eukaryota; Metazoa; Mollusca; Bivalvia; Pectinida; Pectinidae
Exons: 3
Coding region: 26-889 (287 amino acids)
Source: RefSeq, a predicted model, not a curated record
UAUUUCAAACUGUUAUCGUACAAAAAUGAGAGGAAUGCUUGACAAGUAUAGGGACAGGAGCAUAUGUGUUGCUAUUGACGUCAGAUAUGAUACGCCAGGUUUUUCUGCCAAUAAAGCAACUGCCAUAUUCAUGGAGUACAUAAGCGGGGAUAUAAUCCAUAUGGAAAUAGGGGAUUCAAGGGAAGUUGGCAGAAAUUCCAACAAACUGGAAUCUUUCAUCAUUUCCAGAGGAAUGGCCUAUCUCCAGACGAAUGGUUUGAAUGUGGUAGAGGUGGAAAUAUUACAGGUAUUGGGAGAGGCUGGCAGGAAAGUGAGCGGACGAGAUGUCCUUCCAUGGAUUAAGUCAAUUGUCAACCAUUUCUGGUGGUGCUCUGCGAACUGUAGGGGGAAUAAAGAAAGACUGAGGACUAUGUGGUUAUUCAUACUGAGACAUAUUACCAAUGUGCAUAGGUCAAUAAUGUAUGAAUGCCCACAUGGUCCUUUUUCUGUUCCAGAGGGCAAGAAAUGGUUGACAAUUGACUCGGAUGCCUAUAAAAUUGUUAAAUCAUUUGUAACCAACCGAAUAUGGCUCGGCAGCUUGAAGUACUAUGCAACUAAUAGGCACACAGGGAGAGUGGAGAAUUUCAAUUCGCAUACACUUCUCAGGUAUUGCCCUAAGCGGUUGAAAUUCUCCUACGAUAGCUACAUGUGUAGAAACCAGUUGGCUGUUCUUGAUCACAAUGAACACCAGAGCCGUGCACCUGCCAACCGCCAGGAUGGACAACCAUCUAUCCAAGGGCAAGUUUCCAGGCGCACAAAGCAGUGGGUUGCUUUUCAACGACUAACGCCUAAAGAAUUUCUUUAUAUCGAAGGUAUUUACCAAAAGAAAAUUUUACUUUAUGGUAAUUAG